AUGUCCCAGUCAUAUCCAUUAGCACCCAACUCCAUGCAAUCUCACCCACAUUCAUCCAAACUCUCCCCACUCCAUGCAAUCUCACCCACAUUCAUCCAAACUCUCCCCAACUCCAUGCAAUCUCACCCACAUUCAUCCAAACUCUCCCCAACUCCAUGCAAUCUCACCCACAUUCAUCCAAACUCUCCCCACUCCAUGCAAUCUCACCCACAUUCAUCCAAACUCUCCCCAACUCCAUGCAAUCUCACCCACAUUCAUCCAAACUCUCCCCAACUCCAUGCAAUCUCACCCACAUUCAUCCAAACUCUCCCCAACUCCAUGCAAUCUCACCCACAUUCAUCCAAACUCUCCCCAACUCCAUGCAAUCUCACCCACAUUCAUCCAAACUCUCCCCAACUCCAUGCAAUCUCACCCACAUUCAUCCAAACUCUCCCCACGCCAUGCAAUCUCACCCACAUUCAUCCAAACUCUCCCCAACUCCAUGCAAUCUCACCCACAUUCAUCCAAACUCUCCCCACUCCAAGUAAUUCCACCCACAUUCAUCCAAACUCCCCCAACUCCAUGCAAUCUCACCCACAUUCAUCCAAACUCACUCCACUCCAAGUAAUUCCACCCACAUCCAUCCAAACUCUACCCAUUCCAAGUAAUUCCACCCAUAUCCAUCCAAACUCUCCCCAUUCCAAGUAA
This is a messenger RNA of Gigantopelta aegis, 687 nucleotides long. Its product is annotated as LIM domain-containing protein A-like. Bases 1 to 687 code for a protein of 228 amino acids. The transcript has a single exon. NCBI's taxonomy places the organism in Eukaryota, Metazoa, Mollusca, Gastropoda, Neomphalida, Peltospiridae. The record is from RefSeq and is a predicted model, not a curated record.